Zerene cesonia (dogface butterfly) is the source of this 1392-nucleotide messenger RNA. Its product is annotated as serine protease 55-like. The record is from RefSeq and is a predicted model, not a curated record. Gene Ontology annotation, molecular function: serine-type endopeptidase activity. The transcript is spliced from 8 exons. Gene Ontology annotation, biological process: proteolysis. NCBI's taxonomy places the organism in Eukaryota, Metazoa, Arthropoda, Insecta, Lepidoptera, Pieridae.
AUGAAUGACGAUUCGUUUGAUGGAGACGUCGAUCUAAAAUAUAACAGUGAUGAUUAUUUAAAGGGAAGAAACGAGGAUGAUGAAAUUAAAGUGUUUUUAGAAGAAAAGUAUAGGUUCAAGAAUGAUAAUACAUCUACGAGAUAUAGAAUAACAAACGGGUAAAUUCCAGUGUUUCCAGAAACGGACAGCGAACGGCAUCUAGCAUGGGCGUUCAGGGCAUAUGCCGUGCGACGCAUCGUCGGCGGCAUGGAGACCAGCAUAUGCAUGUACCCCUACAACGUGGCUAUAUCCAGGAACGGGAAGCACUGGUGCGGAGGCUCUAUUAUCGAUGAGCAGUGGGUGCUCACAGCUGGACAUUGUAUGGAAUCGGCGUUUGAUAGUAAUAAGAAGAAACUCCAACCGUUCAUCAUCAGGGCAGGAAGCUCCUUCCAUAAUCGAGGUGGUUACCAGGCCAGAGUCAAUAAGGCGUUCUUUCCAAAGGACUAUUCCCCAGGGAACGCAGACUUUGACUUCGCCCUGCUUCGCCUGGACAGACCAAUGCCGAUCGGCAGGAAUAUAGCAGUUUUGAACCUACCGUCCCGAGACUAUGUUAUUAAGUCCAAUGAUAUUCUGAUUGUUACCGGCUGGGGAAGCACUGAUGAAUCUGGUUACGGCCACAUCCCGGAUCGGAUCCGUUUCGUCCCCGUCCCGGUGAUGAAACUUGAUGAAUGUCAGAAGGCGUACCGGUUCUAUAUAACACCGAGAAUGCUGUGCGCAGGCUACGCGACUGGAGGGAAAGACGCAUGUAACCACGACUCUGGCGGGCCAGCAGUGCGUGACGGUGUUCUCUUGGGAAUCGUAUCGUUUGGCGGCAAACAGUGUGGUGACCCACGCUCACCAGGUGUCUACAGCCGAGUGACUGAAAUAACAGAGUGGGUUGAAGAAACUGUUACAGCCAAUGAGGCGCACACCGUACCAGAACUAAAGGCUAAGAUAGAAAAAGCACGGCAAAGGGAACGGGAGCUGCAGAAAUUCAAAGCCCGCGUAGAAGACAAGAAAAACAAAAUAAAGAGCUGGCUGCGUGAGACACUACAGUCUCCCACAUUCCUAGAGCUCGCUAAGAAGAAACUUCGAGAAGGCGGCUUCAACAUACGAAAGAAGUAUCGCCGGGCUGACAUCGAACCAGAUUCUAUAAUGGACGACAAAACUAUGGACGAAGUUAAUCUAUCGAAUUUAAUAAACGAGAGAAUUCUAGAAACGGACGAAGAAAAUGAAGCGGAGGUUUUGUUGCGUACACUGGCGAUGAAAGAGGUUAUGUUUGAUGAAGGUGGGGUUUAUGAAGAGAGAGAGAGAGAUGUGAGUAUGGACAGUGAUGAGGCGAUUGAAGCUCUGGUUGCUUAUAUAAGCAAAUAA